AUGCCCGGCCAUAGAUUCUCACCUUCAAAUCUUCCUCCUCAUCUCUUGCCGCUUACACCAGAAGACAGUAUCAUGACCAGCCAUACCUCAGCUAUUCGUGUGGCCAUCAUUGGCGGCGGUGUAGCCGGUGCCGUCCUGCUACGCGGACUACUUCGCCAUCCUCAUAUAGCACUCGACAUGUAUGAUUCACAACAAAGCUUCAAAGAGGAAGACCCUGGACUGGAAUUGGGACCAACCACCCUGGCGGCUCUUCGUGCCGUUGAUCCAUUUCUGGAAACGUGCCUUGACGGUGCUGGUGCUGUCUAUACACCAACGGACCUACGACUGGCAACGGGUCCUCAGGCGGGCCACCGUCUCGACAUUGAUGGCUAUUCGAUUCGUGGCAAGUACUCUGUUGACAGGCAAGCCUUUCUGGCUGAGAUGCUGGCUGGCGUCCCACCCCGGAUGGUGCACCCAAAUACGAGGGUCACCUCCAUCGUGGAAGCGUCUCCGGGUAACGGCUUGAUGUUGGCGUUCUCGGAUGGAACUCAGAAGAGAUAUGACGUUGUCAUUGGCGCUGAUGGAGUACACGGAAAGACCAGAGCUCAUGUACUCGGUCCCAGUGACCCCGCGCACAACCCUCGGCCGUCCGGAUAUUGGAGACUUCCCAUCAAUGUCCCUCUGGGGCGCGCGAGACAGCUCAUGGGCCCUGAAGCACUUGAUCCAAGGAACCCAAAACAACUUAUCUGGAUAGGUGACGGUACCAUGAUGCAGCAUAAUUUUCUAAAUGGUGGCAACGAUGUUCAGAUCACGACUGCGGCAACCUUUGACGGUACGGAUGAAGAAUUUACUUGGGCCAAGCUGUUCACGCCGGAGGAGUUUGCGAACAUUUUCUCUCAGAACAGCCCGGAUACUUGCCAAGGCAUGGUCAAGCUUGUCCAGAGCGUCUAUACAGUGCAGAUUGCUGGAAUUUGUCAAAUGCAGCAUGUGCCAUCUCGUACUUAUGCUUCGAAGAACGCCUGCCUUGUUGGCGAUGCUGCUCACGGUGGACUGUCAUUGCAGGGGUCAGCAUGCGAUAUCGCCGUCGAGGAGGCGCUAGUCUUGAGUACUCUACUCGGUCGAGCCCAGUCCAAAUCUGCUGUUCCUACAGCAUUGCGCGCAUUUGAUGAGGUAUGCAGACCUCGCGCUGAGCUUGUGAUACGGGCAAGCUUCGAUAUUAACCUCCUUCUGACGGGCCGUGCGCCUGGGAUUGGAUUGGACCCGGUUCUGCUGGCCAACACCCUUCGGCAGAAAUGGGAUAUGAUUGAGAAUAUUGACAUAAACGCCCAUUGCCUGAAGGCUAUGAAUUCUAUGGACCACCAGAUUGUCAUGGGCAGAGGCUGGUAA
Molecule: messenger RNA, 1365 nt
Organism: Neoarthrinium moseri
Lineage: Eukaryota; Fungi; Ascomycota; Sordariomycetes; Amphisphaeriales; Apiosporaceae
Exons: 2
Coding region: 1-1365 (454 amino acids)
Biological process (GO): secondary metabolite biosynthetic process
Source: RefSeq, a predicted model, not a curated record